This is a messenger RNA of Beta vulgaris subsp. vulgaris (sugar beet), 2695 nucleotides long. Its product is annotated as nucleobase-ascorbate transporter 11. Gene Ontology annotation, cellular component: plasma membrane. The transcript has 10 exons. The record is from RefSeq and is a predicted model, not a curated record. Bases 232 to 2412 code for a protein of 726 amino acids. NCBI's taxonomy places the organism in Eukaryota, Viridiplantae, Streptophyta, Magnoliopsida, Caryophyllales, Amaranthaceae. Gene Ontology annotation, biological process: transmembrane transport. Gene Ontology annotation, molecular function: transmembrane transporter activity.
UGUAAUUAUACUCUUCACUAUGUCACCAAACACUUCAUAAUCACAUGCUUCCACUUUCUAAUAAGAAUUGACACCUUUCUUUAACUUUAAGUGCCUUAUACUCUUCCAUCAACAUCAUCUCUGUACUUUUGUACACUGAAUUAGUAUUAUAGCUGACUGUUGGAAGCACCCCAUUUGAAAUCUUGAAGUGAAGCUUGAAAAUAAGCAAUACCCACUUGAGAAAAUCCAGUAAUGGCACCUGGGUCGAGCUCAAAAACCCUAGCUGCUAAGUUCAAGAAGCAAAAGGGCACGGGUUCGAACCCUCCAAACAACGACCACAUUGAAACAUUUGUUCCAAAGAGAGAUCAUGAUCCAAGAGAUUUGAGAUCUUGGGCUAAAAGAACUGGUUUUGUGUCUAUUUUCUCUGGUGAAACAGCUGCUUCAACUUCAACUUCAACUUCUGGGAAUUUUAGAAAUGAAAGAGGUAGAAAUGUGUUUGAUUUGGGAAAGGGAAACAGAAACACCAUUGAGGAGGAGAGAGAAAACAGUAGAGUGGACAAAGAUGCUGGGAAUGAAGAAAGAAGGGGAUUUAAUGGGAAUGGGAAUGGUAAUAAUGAUUUGGGCUCUAUAAAUGAAGAAAGAAGAGUUGGAGUAGAUGAGAAUAAUGUUAACAAUGGAGGUGGGAAUGGGAAUGGGAAUGGAUUUUCUCAGACUGAAAAAGAGGAGUUUGAUGGAGAAAAUGGAGUGGGUUUUUAUGACAGGUCACCUAAUAAUCCAGAAGACCCAAUUUUUGGAAGGCAUCCUAAGAUUUUCAAUGUUAAAUCUGGGGUUUUGGAUAAUCCGGGUUUUGUCCCAGUUAUCUAUUAUGGCAUGCAGCAUUAUCUGUCACUUGCUGGUUCACUUGUUUUGAUUCCUCUUAUAAUGGUACCAGCGAUGGGUGGAACUGAUAAAGAUACGGCAAGUGUGAUGUCCACAAUGCUGCUUGUGUCUGGCAUCGCAACGCUGCUGCAUUCAUUCUUUGGGACUCGUCUUCCACUGGUACAAGGAAGCUCAUUUGUAUAUUUGGCACCAGCACUAGUUAUUAUGAACUCCCAGGAGUUUCGCAACCUUACACAACAUAAAUUCAGGUACAUAAUGAGAGAACUGCAAGGGGCUAUAAUAAUUGGAUCACUUUUCCAGAGCAUAAUGGGAUUCAGCGGCCUCAUGUCUUUAUUAUUAAGGCUGAUAAAUCCAGUUGUAGUUGCACCAACUAUAGCUGCUGUAGGAUUAGCUUUCUUCAGCUAUGGGUUUCCUCAAGCUGGUAGCUGCGUUGAAAUAAGCAUGCCCCAGAUACUAUUGGUUUUAAUUUUCACUCUGUACAUUCGAGGAGUAUCUAUUUCAGGACAUCGAGUAUUCCAAAUAUAUGCGGUGCCACUCAGUAUUGUGAUUGUAUGGGCAUAUGCUUUCUUUCUGACUGUUGGUGGAGCCUACAACUUCAAGGGUUGCAGCCCCAACAUUCCAAGUUCAAAUAUCUUGAUUGAUGCGUGUGUAAAGCAUGCAUAUACCAUGAAGCAUUGCCGGACAGAUGUUUCAGAUGCAUGGAGUACUUCUCCAUGGGUCCGUGUUCCAUACCCACUACAGUGGGGCAUUCCUAUCUUCCGCUCCAGGACUUCUAUCAUCAUGAUCAUUGUCUCGCUUGUUUCAUCAGUAGAUUCGGUUGCAACAUAUUAUAACACAUCAUUAAGAGUCAACUCAAAGCCUCCAACCCCUGGAAUUGUGGCUAGAGGAAUUGGGAUGGAAGGUUUUUGCAGUUUAUUGGCUGGACUAUGGGGUACUGGAACUGGAUCAGCAACACUAACCGAGAAUAUGCAUACAAUCAGCAUAACUGAGGUUGCAAAUCGAAGGGGUGUACAGCUUGGCUCUGUCCUUAUUAUCUUGUUAUCUUUUAUAGGAAAAGUGGGCGGUAUUCUUGCUUCCAUUCCCCAAGCACUUGCUGCUUCUGCGUUGUGCUUCAUUUGGGCCCUCACUGUAGCUCUCGGUCUCUUAAAUAUGCAGUAUACUCAAGCGUCUAGUUUCCGGAACAUGGGAAUAGUUGGUGCUUCUUUGUUUUUUGGGUUGUCCAUCCCUGCAUACUUUCAGCAAUUUGAGCCUGAGAUCAACCUGAUUCUACCGAGUUAUUUGAUUCCAUAUGCAGCAGCAUCGAAUGGGCCAAUUCAUACUGGCAAUCAUCAACUUGAUUUUGCAAUGAAUGGUCUCUUGUCCAUGAACAUGGUGGUGAGCUUCUUGAUAGCAUUUGUGCUAGACAACACUGUUCCUGGCAGCAAACAAGAACGAGGGAUAUAUAGGUGGUCAACUUCUGAAGAUUUGGCUUCAGAUGCUUCUUCUCAAGCUAGUUACAGAUUGCCCAGUAGAGUGGCUAGUGUUUGUUGCUGGGCAAAAUGUUUAGGUGUAUGAUCUGAACAGUUGGUUCUUCGCUGCUUUUUUUGUGCAUUUGCUUUAUUUAUAAGCUCAACUGGGUGAUGGAUUUUCUACAGUUCAUUCACCCGAUUUUGGGAAGAUUACAUGAGCUUACAUUGUGGGAAACGAUUUAGUAGUCUAUUAUUAUUGGCACAAAAAAGUGUAUGUUACAUGCCAUACAGGAGUAGAUUGUGAAGCGCAAAUCAUUUUAAAGAGCGGUUUGUGUUUAUUCAGGAAGAUUGUAAUUCAAAAAUGAAUGAAAAAAGAAGUUUCAUUUGUA